Messenger RNA from Oryza brachyantha (malo sina), 1725 nucleotides. RefSeq names its product transcription factor MYB101. The coding region runs from base 337 to 1563 and encodes 408 amino acids. The transcript is spliced from 3 exons. Lineage: Eukaryota; Viridiplantae; Streptophyta; Magnoliopsida; Poales; Poaceae. The record is from RefSeq and is a predicted model, not a curated record. Gene Ontology annotation, molecular function: catalytic activity.
CUGCGCCCCCUCGCCUCCCCCUUUGUCUUUCUCCUCCGCGCCAGGGAGAGGCCACCCCAGCUAUCUCGAUCACAGCUGAUCGGCGGCGGCCGGCCGUCGCCGGCGGCCAUCCAUCCCCUCGCGCCGAUUAGGACAAGAGGAAGCUAAAUAUACUAAGCCAUUUCGGUUUCUCGAUCGGUUGCCGAUUGUAGUAGGAGAUCAGGUUGAUCGAUCGGUUGGUUGGUUGGUUCGUUGCUUGAUCGUGUUGUUGAUCGAGCGGAGCAGGAGGUCGGUCGCCGGAGGCGCUCUCGCGCUCUCUCUCCUCUUCUCGGAGGUGAGAGGGGGAGGAGAGGAAGUAUGGCGAGGAGCGGAGGGAAUGGCGCCGGAGGAGAAGGCGGCGGCGGCGGCGGCGGCGGCGGCGGGCUGAAGAAGGGGCCGUGGACGCAGGAGGAGGACAAGCUGCUGGUCGACCACGUGCGGCGGCACGGCGAGGGGAACUGGAACGCCGUGCGGCGGGAGACCGGCCUGCAGCGCUGCGGGAAGAGCUGCCGGCUCCGGUGGGCCAACCACCUCCGCCCCGACCUCCGCAAGGGCCCCUUCUCCCUCGACGAGGAGCGCGUCAUCCUCCUCCUCCAUGGCCUCAUCGGCAACAAGUGGGCUCGCAUCUCAUCCCAACUGCCGGGGAGGACGGACAACGAGAUCAAGAACUACUGGAACACGCGCCUCAAGCGGCGGGUGCGCGCCGGCCUGACGCUCUACCCGCCGGACAUCGAGAGGGAGAUCGCGUACCUGCGGGCGAAGAACCUUAGCAUGUCCGGCGCCGACGGCGACGGCAGCGGCAGCGGCAGCCUCCCGCAGCCGCCGCUGCUCCUCGACGCGAGCAACCCGUUCGCCCUGCCGCCGCCGGUGCCAUCGCCGUCGGCCUCGCACUCGCCGCUGAUCAACCAGAACUACCCGCUCCUGAACCAGAUGCAGGGGCUCGAGCUCCUCCACCUCGCCAACCAGCAGGCGCCGCCGCAGCCGGCAUUCGGCGGGUUCGUCUCGGCGGGGCUCCCGCCGCUGCCGACCAGACCGCGCGAGCUCCCUUCGAACCAAUUUGACACGGCGACGACGAGCGACGGCGUCGGUGUGCUCGAGUCGCUGCUCGGCGACGAGCACCUACUGCCGCGGCCCAACCCCACCAUGCUCAGGGUGGGCUCCAUGCCCGAGCUGCUGUACCGCGAGCCCACCUCAAGGCUCGUGCUCCACGGCGGCGGCAGCGGCGGCGCGAGCGACAGUGACGUCACCUCACAGUACCCUUCGGGAGAAGAGGACCCGCAGUAUGGCGGGAGAUGGGACUUCAUCUUUGAGGACGUGAAGCCCUCCAAGAGGAGGGCGGCGAGCGCGGUGGAGGAGGAGAUCUCCGGCAUGUUCGGGAUCACCCCGGGCUCGAUCCCGGGAGAGUGGUUCGCCGGCGCCGGCGGGUCGUCCGCCCCGUCUCCGGGGCCGUCGUCCGUCGUCACCGACGACGAGUUCAGCCUCGAGGUGCAGCAGUUCAUGUCGUCGCUGCCGCUGCCAUCGGAAGAGCUCGACUGGAACGCAUAAAAUCGAUGAUUAUGGUAGUGAGACUGUAAUUUGGUUCUGGUGAGCAGGAAAUGUUGGCCCUCUUUUUGUCAUGAGCCUUAUUGUCGGAUCUGUCACACCUCUCUGCUUUUUCAUUGCAAAAUGUUUUCGUAUUGCUAUGAAGGGAAUUAAAAGUUUGUCAUA